AUGCCCAGCACGUCAUUAUUUGUUUCAUUACCUGAGCAUGUGGUUGACAUCAUCGUGUCAUUUUUGCCACAGGACGAUGUUUUAUCGCUAGCUCAAUGCAACUCCAAGAUGUACCAGCGAUGCAUCGACAAGCUAUACUCCAAAAUCAUGAUCCGCCCACUUGCUAAAAUAGACCCCAGCGUGGAAUCAGAACAAGGGUUGAUCUGGUCGGUUGUUGGUGGUACCAAACACAACGUGUAUGUCUCGGACAACACUGACACUGAGAUUUUCAAACGAAGACAGGAGUUUUUGCUCGACUCAUUGAAGACGAAUGCUGCACUCGGCAAGUUGAUCAAGGAUGUGGUGAUCUUUUCGAAUGAGAACACUAUGCUUGAACUGGUUCAGUGGAUUAAGGAAAAUGCUUUAAACUUGGAGAGUUUCAAGGUUAUUGGAGAUAGCCAAGCACUAAGACUUGGAGCGACCGAUUUCGCACGCCUGAAAAAUCUGAAGAAGUGUCAGAUAAACCACUUGACUGACAUAAGCCAUAUGCCAAACGGAAUCACGAGCAUUUCUAUAGGAUUUAUGGAGUCUUUCAAAGAUGAGGAAAACCAUAUGCGGAAUAAACAGGACUGCAUAGAGAAGUUGCUAGCACUUGACGAGAUACAGUUAUCUUCAGAUGAAGUGUCUUCUUUGGACUUUCUGAAGUGGUUUUUGGAUGACAUCGUGCUUGAAUUACCCAAAUUGAGACUCAAGCUGAAAAGAAUAAAAGUGAUUUUCUAUCAUGGUUUCGAUCACUAUAAUAUAUCGCUACAAAAGAUGGUGACCCAGUUUUUGUUUCUUCAUUGCGAGUUGUCCUGCCUCACUUCCUUGGAGCUCAUAAUGGGAUGCGACAAAUUGGGAUGUGGAUGCCUUACCUCAUUCGUUGAUAAUCUGGCCGGAUAUGAAUUCAAUAAUCUCACAAACUUGAAAAAUCUAGCCAUAGUCGAGAAGACGGUGAACAGGGACCACAACUUCUCUGAAAAUCUGGAUGUUAACAUUUGCCGACUGUUAACAAAUUUGCCUGAUGUUGGGGAGAAUCUACAAUAUCUCUCUAUAAGACAUACUCCACCUUUGGAUGGAGUUUUGAUAAACGGGUUCGAGGGAAACUAUAUCAGACGAAGAAACUUGUAUGAGAAGGUCCUUCCAACCUUGAGAAGCUUGAAGGUACUUAUAAGUCCUUCUUUCAUGCAAACAUGUUCAUGCUAUGAAGUACUCACUUCUGACUUAUUAUGGAACGGCUGCGAGUGUGAGUACUGCCUGAGUAUUCUCCCUCUUUUCGAUGAAUUUAUUAUGAAUCACAGUUACUUCAGCAAGUCAGAGGGCGUGGUCAAAGAUGUACUUUCAAUCACACUCUUCGGAAUGGCUUCAUCAAUCAUGGCCGAGAGAGUCCUCUCAAUAGAUGACAUCAAUGGAAACGAGAGCGAGUUUUCGCUAUUGCAAUACCCUUACAAAUCUGCUUACUGGGACUUCCACAAGCCGUUCUCGGUAACGUGCUUUGACGAUUACAACUGCCAUUUCAACAAAAGCGUUUUCGAAAGUCUGUGCAAAGUAGCCGGACAUUUUCUAUCGGACUACGCCAACAAUAUUUUCGGGAUUCUUCCAAAUCUCGACCUCGUGUGUUUUUCUGGUCAAAAGUUUUAUAAGAAGCAGGUUUAA
This is a messenger RNA of Kuraishia capsulata CBS 1993, 1674 nucleotides long. RefSeq lists its product as uncharacterized. Lineage: Eukaryota; Fungi; Ascomycota; Pichiomycetes; Pichiales; Pichiaceae. The coding region runs from base 1 to 1674 and encodes 557 amino acids. Gene Ontology annotation, molecular function: protein binding. The record is from RefSeq and is a predicted model, not a curated record. The transcript has a single exon.